This is a messenger RNA of Cyprinodon variegatus (sheepshead minnow), 2921 nucleotides long. It is a transcript of the gene st6galnac4, whose product is annotated as ST6 (alpha-N-acetyl-neuraminyl-2,3-beta-galactosyl-1,3)-N-acetylgalactosaminide alpha-2,6-sialyltransferase 4. NCBI's taxonomy places the organism in Eukaryota, Metazoa, Chordata, Actinopteri, Cyprinodontiformes, Cyprinodontidae. The record is from RefSeq and is a predicted model, not a curated record. The transcript has 4 exons. Bases 263 to 1225 code for a protein of 320 amino acids. Gene Ontology annotation, biological process: ganglioside biosynthetic process; oligosaccharide metabolic process. Gene Ontology annotation, molecular function: alpha-N-acetylgalactosaminide alpha-2,6-sialyltransferase activity.
CAGGCUGCGUAAAGUUGUCGGGCAAGCAGGGACAGCGGAUGGAAACCGCUAAUGGAUCUGUUGAUAAAAUUAGAAGUUAUGGCGAACAACAGCUGAUUUUUCACAGGCAAAAAGAUAUCUUGUUGUUAUAACAUCUAAUCCCAAUAUUUCGAAGAUGUAUUAUUCCAUUCUUAAAGUUAUUCCAAAUCUGAGCUGUCUGGUAGUGUGGUGCGCGUAUUUUCCAAAUGCUCCGGCUACAGAAUAAUUCAGUUGCAGUCGCGACAUGAGCUCAGUUGGAUCCAGGACAAGAGAAGCCGCUUUUAUCCAUAAGCUGCUGCUCAAUUUGCGACCGAAGCAGAAGUUUAGACGGUGGGUCUGCUUGCUCAGCCUGACUCUUCUGCUGCUGCUCUGGUUCGGAAGUCUGAUCACACCGAGCAACCCUUCAUCUGGUUCAAGACUCAGGGGCUACAGGAGGAUUAGGCCAGGCAGGAUGGGACAGUUUCUGGAUAUUCACUGUAACCGCUGUGCCUUGGUCUCCAGCUCCGGUCAGAUGCUUGGUGCCCGUGCAGGAAAUGAAAUCGACCAAACCGAAUGUGUGAUCCGUAUGAACAACGCCCCAACCAGAGGGUUCGAGAAGGACGUCGGGAGUCGUACUAAUAUCCGAGUCGUUUCUCACACCACUGUUCCCCUAUUGGUAAAAAAGGAGUGGUAUUAUUUCAAGCAAUCUGCAGACACAACGUAUGUGUUUUGGGGCCCCGAGAGAAACAUGAGGCAAGAUGGAGAAGGAAUUAUUUUCAAUAACCUCCUGAAGCUGGCCAUAAAGUAUCCGAAAGUGAAAAUGUAUGUGAUGACCAGAGAAAAGAUUCUGUACUGUGACAACAUGUUUCAGAAUGAAACGGGAAAAAACAGAAUGAAAACUGGUGCAUAUCUCAGCACUGGAUUUUUCACUAUGAUUCUGGCUAUGGAGAUGUGUGACAGCAUAGAUGUCUAUGGAAUGAUUGAAGAUAACUACUGCAGCCAGGCCAAUCGCUCUGUAGUACCUUACCAUUACUACGACCAGAAGAGGAUCAGUGAGUGCAGGAUGUAUACAUACCAUGAACACAAACCCCUUGGAGGACACCGCUUCAUAACUGAGAAGGCGAUUUAUGCAAAAUGGGCAAGGCGUAACAAAAUACAGUUUAAAUAUCCUGCAUGGAGACUCCACCGUGGUUUAGAUACUCUUCACGAGGAAUGGCAACCUGUAUAAAUGUCUUAUUAACAGAAAAGAUGCUGUGUUACAAAGGAAGGUAGAUGUUACUGGUCUCAAUAAUUUUGUUAUUGUUUUUAUUUUUACCAAAGAAAAGGUUUUUCAUUUCAUGUGAAGAGAAGCAUUUCUGAGGCAGCACACAGUGACUGUGACUGGUUAUAUUAGACAUGUUUAUCCAUAUGUUUGUAUGGAUAUCAGUAAAGCAUAAGAAAACAGUAAACACAAAACAAAGUUUAUUUCACAGCUGGCUGUCUAUAAUUUCCUACUUCUCUUUUAGUGCCUUACUUUUAAGACAUACUUUGCACUUUUUAAUUAUGAGCUGCUCUCCUCAUGUUAUUGUAAAGCUAAAAUGUGGUACCGGGUAUAUAGCUUUACAAUCAAACAUAUCCAGUAUUAAUAAACAUUUUGUUUUAAGUUUGGUAAGAUCAAUAAGUAAAAAAAUGUACAACAUCAAAUGUUACAGUGCAGGCCAGCUAACAGCUUUCCUACGGCCCGGGACAACACAGUCUUUUUGCCCCCAAAUGUGUUUUUCUCCCUUACACUAGCUAGCGGAUGCUGUACUUUAAAAUCAUAUUGAUAAAAGUAUUGCCUCUUACCUAGCUCUGAAUGGCCAUUGUUCUUCUGCAAUUCUGUUCCUGGACCUGUUCCUGACUCAUCCUUAGUUUAUUUUUAAUAUUUACUCUAGCCUUUGGUGUCAUCUUCCCUUUUUCUUUUCUCUUUUCUUUUUGUGCACUAGACUUUUGAAAACCUGACAAGUUUGCAACAAAACAAACUUUAAAAGUUACAGCCUGCCGCUGUCCUGGUCAAACCAUUUUAUGUUGGGGUGAGAGUUUUAAUGGCCCCUUAUUAAAAAAAUUAAAACGUAUUACAUAUACCAAUAUAUAUUAAUUACUCUAAUAUUAAAUAUUUUUAUCACAAAUAUCUUCUGAAAAUGACUUCUGUCUGUAUUUUUAAUGGACAGCGUUUCAAUUUUGGGCCACCCUCUGUCUUGGGCCUGGGACAGUUGGCCUGGAUAAGCAUGUUGUGACAGUUGACCCUGCUACCUUAUCUUGUGUCAACCCCUCAUACUACAUAUGCAACUCUUUUUUUCAGCCUUGCAAAAAAUAACCUCAAAGUCAAAUAUUUUUUUCAGUUGAGUUCUAUAUGGUACUAUUCAAAAGUUUUAAAGUUUUCCUGUGGCUGUUCCUUAUUUUACAAAUAGAAAUAUUAAGAGAGCGGAACAUAAAUGCAUUUAGCCUAGUGUACUCUAACCUUUGGAAAUAAAACCCAAUGCAAACAACAGCCUUUAAAAGUUACCAAAAUAGGGAUUUGCUGGUAAAAUUUGUUAACCAGAUAGCUUUAAAAAAACAACAACAACUGGCUUUUAUAGAAACAUGGCAAGAGGAAAUCAGUAGGAAGUUCUGUUUCCAUUUUCUAAAAAGUCAUAUGAGAGUUAUGGAUGAAGGUUCCCUGGUCAAGUGGAACCGAGUCAGAGCUUCUUGAUCAAGAUGUAAAAUUAGUUAUGUGAAGAAAAAUAGUUUACAUUGUCAAAUGUGACAGUAGAAUCAUGCUAUGGAGUGUAAGGAUUAUGUUUUUAUUAUUCAUGUAGGGGUUUGUUAAACCCUAAUGUUAUCUGCCUGUUGAGUGUCAAGACUGAUGUUUUCCUAAGCAGUUUAUCUAAUUAUGAUCGUUUUUAUAAAAAAAAAAAAAAAAAAAA